AUAAGAAAAGACAUGUGUCGUGUUGUGUGUAAUCCAUUGACAAUAGUUUUGAUAUCUAUACAGAUUUACAAUUCCCUUGCAUUCAACCAAACAGAAACUUCUACAAGUGCAAAUAAGGAAGUACGUUACUGCCGAUUCAAGGAUAAACUGAUGCCUUACGACAAGUUUAAAAAUAGCACGAAAACCAUGUGUUUCUACUAUUUAUUUCGAAAGAAAGAGAAAGGGCAAUCUUGUACAGUGUUAUCAAUGCAAGAAUGUGAAAGAUGGAAGAAAUGUAGUUCCGAUGCUGUACAAUGCUGCGAUCGAAUGAUUAAUAUGUCUGCCAAUGAUGAUAAUUCAACAAAUUCCAGUACUCUCUACUGUCAUUCAAACUGGGAUGGAUAUGGCUGCUGGGACAAAUCUUUGGCGAAUAAAACAGCUGACAUCAAGUGUCCUGACUUUGCUUCGACACAUUAUUUGCCAGACAAUCUUCUGGUGACCAAAGACUGCAGUGUGAAUGGAACAUGGACGUUACAUCCGAUCACUAAAAGACACUGGACUGACUACACAGUAUGUUUUCUAAACAAGCUAGAGGAUGUCAAAACCAUUGUCCUUGUGAAUAUUUACAUGAAUGCUGCCUCUAUAUUGUUCUUGGGACCAGCUAUUAUUAUUUUCCUAGCUUACAAAUUUCUUCGACGAGAGAUGAUAAUCAUGAUUCACAUUAGUUUCUUCACGUCACUCUUCCUGGCUAGUGUGAUGCUUUUUCUCAUCAACACAAUCUUCACAUAUCAGAAUCUUACCAAUCCAAAACGAACUAGUACUACCAAAGACAACUUCGAGUGUGUUUCAUUGAAUAUACUGCAUCGUUAUUUCGACUCAGCUACAUACUUCUGGAUGUUCUGUGAAGCAUCACAUUUGCAUCAAUUGACCGUAAACUGCUUUCGACCACCUCGCCGAAUGUACAUGUAUCACUGUUUUGCUUGGGGGCUUCCAUUGAUACUUAUGAUAAUUUACAUAAUACUACGAGUCAAAAGCCUCCAUACCGAAGUAGAUGAUGACCCCAGGGUUAACUGCUGGAUACCCCGUGCUGGACAACUAGAAUGGAUUUUUAAUGUACCUCAUAUCAUUUGUUCAAUUCUGAAUGUAGUUUUCCUCUGUCAUAUCUUGCGGCAACUUUUUAAACUAGAAUCUCACCCAAACGAUCCAAGCAGCUUAAGUUUUGUAAUCUUCCCAAAACUUAUCUACCUCAAUGCAACAGAUAUACGUCUGAUAAAGAUCAUUACAUUAGUAGAAUAUUAUCAAGUACGAGAUAAAAUUUAUAUCGGACUGAUUGUCUCAGUAUUGUUUUGUUACAUGAAUGGAGAGGUUCUUCAUUAUCUUCGAAGAACUGGUUUGACCUGUCUUCCUGAAACUCGUCCAGAUACUCGCAAGAACAGCUGCCCGACAAUCAAUUCUGAGGUAUCACGAGCAUCGACGGUAAACAAGUCAUCAUCAGUUCAUUACAAGAUCAAACCGAAAGAAGCUUGCAAAGUUCUAUUAACAUCUUCAAAUAAGAAAGGACAGACCAGCACGCCAGUUUGACAAUCAAAGGAGGAGGAAACCGAUUCGGCUUGCCUCACACCUUUCAUAUAACUCAAACUUAAACUAAAGAACAUUGCUUUAAUUUCUUUUUCUCUCCAUUUCAAUUUUGUUUACAGUUAAAACAUAACUGUUGAAAUAUCCUUCUAUGUACAUUUCUUUUUCUUUUGUUUUAUUUUUUCCUUUUUUUCUAGAGACGUAUGGUUUUUUUUAUGAUUUAUUAGCGCAGGAAACAAGUAACUUGUACCACUGUUUAAAUGAAUUAUGACUGGUAUAUAAACAGAUCAAUGGGAAAAUGUCACAAUCGAUACAGUCAGUGUCGCAUAUGUGACUUGCAUAAUGUAUUUUGAAAAAAAAAAAUAACUGUGUAAGCUAAAUCGUUUUAUCUUGAAGUGGAGAGAAAGAAGAUACAGAAUUAAUUCGUUGUUGUUUAAUUAUAUUUUGAAAACUUUGUCUGAAGUAAAAAAUAAGGCAAAAGAAAAUGCAGAAUAUUUUUAAAGUUACAAACACUAAAAUAACGAGUGGCAUUUGAUAGAAUACAACAACUGUAGUCAUCGGGUCGCGACAUUGGCGCCAAAUAAGGUUUCCCACCUUGGUGGAUUUGUAACUGCUGCAAAAAUAUGUUGAAAGUUUUUCCGUUUUUUUUUUUUUUUCUUUCCAAUAUCACACAUACUGUGUGUGAUACAUAUUUCUGACAAAAGAGUAAUCUCUUUUUGUUGUUUUUAUAUGUUGGGAAAACUAUACAUUCCCUGCAAGAAAUCAUGAUACAAUCAAAUCAGCAAAAAUCAUCUAUUUUAAAAAAUUAACGGUUUUGUCAUUCAUCCUCACACGUUCAUAUUUACAGAACCAAAUAUAAAUUGAAUAUGAGCUCUAAUUUCAAACUGUCUUGGAAAAUUUUGCUUAACUUUUUAUUAAAAAUAACCAUAUCUGCAUCUUGCAAGCGAAAACUGCUUUAGGUGUGUAUGUACGUACAUAUGUAUAUAUACAAGGAGAAAGAAAGAGAGUGCGUGUGUGUAUGAGAGGGAGAAGGAGAGAGAGAGGGAGAAGAGAAUGGAUUGUUUUCUUAUUUUGUACUGAUAUUGUGCGUUGUAAGCCAGACUCGCUAACUUCGAAACGAUAAUUCUCAAGACUUUUUUGUCUUACAUAUCUUGGGCUGAAGUAAGAUAAAUUGUAAGUUUUACUUCUCCAUUUUAAUAUGGUUUACGUGUUCUGAACUUACAUUAUAGAAAUGUUCGAGCGAAAAUUUCAUCGAAGAGAUUAUUAGUGUUGUUGUUGUUGUUGUUGUUGUGAUGGUUGUUGUUGAUUCUGAUAAUGCUGAAAACAGUUUUUUUUUAAUGAAAUAUUCACUGUUGAAAUAUUGAACGGUCUCCACAUUUAGUUAUUAUCGAACGGAAUGUUUAUUUUUGUAUAAUGUUGUGUUUUGUAAUAAUAUAGAUCUUCAGUGUAGGUUAAUAUAGUCAUGUGAUUUUGUUGUUGUCGUCCUCAUUAAUAACGUUCAAUCAACUCUAUUCAAUCAAUAACCAGUUAUCAACUGGUUAUUGCUGCUAUUGUUGUUGUUGUUUAACCCCAGAUCAACUCAUUUCGGAAAAAAAUCAAUGCUCGAAGGCAUUGCAACCGUAAAAAUCCCAUUUAACACCCUCUCCUUAAAUAUGGUGGAAUGUGCUGUAAGAGAAAUCUUGUUAUUAAUUCUUGCAAGUCGAGCGACUACAUAGACUUUAUUUCGUUGGCUCAGUAGCUGUGAAGCUUCUAUUUUGAGGAUUACGUGUUCACUAUUUAGACAUCUGUGUGGUCGGUAAGAAAUAUUCUAUCGUUCAAUGUUCUAUUUUUCGGUCAUAUUCUCGUAUAAUUGACUUAGUUACCUAUCUGACUGUUUUAGCAAUUUCACAUACACUUCCAAGUUUUUGCCCGAGUAGUCUAAAGCUACGAGCUGUUAUAUAGUGGAUUAUAAUGUGUGUACAUAGUGAAAUUUUGUAAAAGUGUACAAAUAUACUGUGGUAUAUUGUAUCAUAGCUAGCGCUAUUUCCAGUAUAUUUACCACUGAAAAUCUUACUUCAGUAUGCUAAUAUUUUUACAUUCAUUGGUUGGUUUGUUUCCUUCACAUCUCUUUCCUUCAAAUUUUAAUCCUUCUAACUUACAGUACACAAAGAGGGAAGCAAUGCCAGCGGCUGAUGUAAAGUUUAAUACAUUUGGUACAAAUGUUUACUUCAAGUUACUUGCAACUAUUAAUCGAUAAUAUUGAGGUCAAGCAACUUGCACUUGGGGCAAGAACUCUAUUUAGUUACAAAUGAUAUCAGUAUUUACUUCAGGAUUAAUUUUAAAUUCUAUACAUUGAUUAGAGGAAAAUAUCUUUAGACGUAAAUAGUUUUUCGAAAUAAUUAGAGUUUUAUCAUCCCUAUAUAUGUAUGGGAAGCUAAAAUUGUUUGAGAUAUUUUGUUACGAAUCUUUACGUUGUGAGUUCAAAUACCUCCAUGGUUGUCUUCAAAUUUCUUCCUGUCACGGUCGAUAAAUAAAGUAGCAGUAAAGAACUACGUUCGAUAAACUGAUUGUUCUCUCGCCAAAAAUAAGUGGCUCUGUUUUUGUGAAAGAAAUUAUUAUUAUGACCUGCUCUCCAAUACGUGAAAUUCAGUUACUAUUAGAAGUCGUCUUGAGUUAUAUCCAGAGUUCAAAUCAUGGAGUGGCUCCCGUUAUUUUCAUCCUACUAGGGUCGAUAAAAUAAUGGUAAAAUAGUUGAAAUUCUCACCCAUUCUUUCUAGUUUUAGUCAUAGUUUUAAACAUUUCAAACUCAAAUAUCAAUUCUCUACACUUACGUUCUGCCAAAUUCUAUCAUUAUGUAUAAAGGAGAACUUUCUCUUUGAAUACUCCGAUAUGAUUUCAUAUUUGUUAUGGGUAACUCGGUAUGUUGAACAUAUACAUGCAACUUAUUUGGUCUGCAGCUGAGAGAGUUAAAUCACAUAACUGUGACGACAAAACAGUAUCAAGAAAUGAAACAUAAGAAAUCCAGUAUCAUGAAUUUCUUUUAUUCUGGUUGUGCACAAUGAGAAACCGUCUCAUAAAGAGCAUCUAAGCUUUUCAUAAAUUUCUGUUGGAAUAUUAAGAAGAUAUUUAGGGCGUGCGAUGUGAUCCAUUUCAAGCAACUUAAUUUUAUUUACCAUGUUUAUAUGUCCAUUAUAAAUUUCAUUUCCCUGUUCUGUUAACAACAGGCUACGGAGUAUAAGUAAAAGAAAAUAUAUAUAAACGCCGUGACGAUUCGCUUUUUUUUCUAUUCUUUCAAAAGACAAACAUUUCCCAGUCUUAAAUGUGAGCAUCGAUAUAGAAAUAUAGAGUAGGCGUGAUGUAUUGCACUUUUAGUUUACGAGAAACUUUAUUUUGAUAUCCUGUCAGAAGGUAAUCGAUAAUGUAAUUCUAUACACUGCCUUUAUAUUAGAAAAUCCAAAAUAUCACACUCCUAAUACUUAAUCGUGAUAUAUCAUCGUUUCACACAAUGAUAUUAGCGGCCUCAUCAUGACGACUAUUUUGUAAUAAACAUGGAGAGAAGAAUUAAAAAGAAAAUGAAGCGGUAUGCAGUGUGAAUGAUUUGGAAAUAAAUGAAAAGAAAGUGACGUAUGAAAGAAUAUUCUUUUUGUUCGAGAAACAGAAAAAUGUUUUGAAAUAUUGAAGAUAUUUAAUAGAAUGUUUGCUGUAUAUUAACAAAUGAGCGCAAAUGUAAUUCAUUCUUCGUCCUAUUUUAUUCACUUUAUAAAUUCUUUCAUUUUUCUGUGAAUUCCGUUUAUCGAUAGGUAUAUAGGCUUGUUUAAUUUUAGUAGUUAUUUCAAAAUAAGAUAACAUGCAGACACAUUUAGAAAUAUAUUUCCUUUACCAUAUUUAGUCGAGAUAGCAAGUUUCUAUACACACAGACACAGACAUUUAUAUUCGAUCAUACAUAAAGUCUGUGUGGGUGUACAUGUGUGUAUAUACAUUUAUAAAACAGAUAUGUUUAACACACACACACACAUACACACACAAACACACACACACACACACACAAACACACACACACACACACACACACGCACACACACACACACAUAUAUAUAUAUAUAUAUGGGAAGUGUAAUUACAAUCUUAAGCUUAUAAGCUUUCACUAAAUAUUGACUAUAGAAAGUAGUCAAACAUUGGGGCAUAUAAACUCACAACGGAAGAAGGUUGGCAUUGAAAAUAAAAGGUGAGGUUUCAUUUCCCAUCAACACUAAUGCCCAUAAUUUUUCCGUCGAGGGUUUAUAUGCCCCAAUAUUAGACUAUUUUCUGAAG
This is a messenger RNA of Octopus bimaculoides (California two-spot octopus), 5844 nucleotides long. Its product is annotated as calcitonin gene-related peptide type 1 receptor-like. The record is from RefSeq and is a predicted model, not a curated record. Lineage: Eukaryota; Metazoa; Mollusca; Cephalopoda; Octopoda; Octopodidae. Gene Ontology annotation, biological process: cell surface receptor signaling pathway; adenylate cyclase-modulating G protein-coupled receptor signaling pathway. Gene Ontology annotation, molecular function: G protein-coupled peptide receptor activity. Gene Ontology annotation, cellular component: plasma membrane.